Messenger RNA from Lachancea meyersii CBS 8951, 2109 nucleotides. The record is from the annotation of a GenBank genome assembly. Lineage: Eukaryota; Fungi; Ascomycota; Saccharomycetes; Saccharomycetales; Saccharomycetaceae.
AUGUGUGGUAUCUUUGGCUACUGCAACUAUUUGGUAGAAAAAUCACGCGGUGAAGUGAUAGACACAUUGGUGGAAGGUAUACAACGCCUUGAGUAUCGUGGGUAUGACUCGACUGGUAUAGCCAUCGACGGCGAUGAACCAGACUCUACGCUGAUCUACAGACACAUCGGCAAAGUAGCAGCUCUGGAACAGGAAAUAGAGAGACAGCAGCCACAACGCGAAGCGACGUUUGUGUCGCAUUGCGGGAUCGCUCACACCCGUUGGGCCACGCACGGUGAGCCCAAAAACGUCAACUGCCAUCCCCAGCGUUCAGACGCCCACAACGAGUUCGUGAUUGUUCACAACGGGAUCAUCACCAACUUUCGCGCACUUAAGCAAUUGCUCGUCAACAAGGGCUGCCAUUUCGAGUCCGACACCGACACCGAGUGCAUUGCCAAAUUGUUCAAGCAUUUGUACGACACCAACGUGAAAAACGGCGUUGAUCUCGACUUCCACGAGCUUACAGUCCAGGUUCUACAAGAACUGGACGGCUCGUACGGAUUGCUGUGUCGCUCUAUCCACUAUCCAAACGAGGUGAUUGCCACUCGUAAGGGUUCGCCGCUAUUGGUCGGUGUCAAGUCCGAACGCAAGCUCAAAGUCGAUUUUGUCGACGUGGAAUUCCCGGACUCCGACAAUGACCCACAACCCGAGGUCCCACUCAACUCCGUGCGUGGCGAGCACCGCAACUUUUUGCCCAUUGCCGCUAACGAGUCUGCAUUGAGACGGUCUCAAUCGCGUGCGUUUUUGUCCGAAGACGGUGCACCCAACCCGGUCGAGUUUUUCGUGUCCUCCGACGCUGCUUCUGUGGUCAAACACACCAAAAAAGUGUUGUUUUUGGAGGACGACGAUAUUGCGCAUAUCUACGAUGGUGAAUUGCACAUCCACAGAUCCAGACGCAAAAUGGGCGAAUCUGCUACCAGAUCCAUCCAAACUUUGGAAUUGGAGCUUGCUCAAAUUAUGAGAGGCGACUACAAGCAUUUCAUGCAAAAGGAGAUCUUUGAGCAGCACGAUUCUACUUUCAACACCAUGCGUGGUAGAAUCGAUUUUGAAAACAACAGCGUGAUGCUUGGAGGCCUGAGCGCGUGGCUCCCCGUCGUGAGAAGGGCACGCAGACUUAUCAUGAUCGCAUGCGGCACUUCUUAUCACUCAUGUCUGGCCACUAGAGCCAUUUUCGAAGAGUUGUCCGAGAUCCCUGUGAGCGUUGAGUUGGCAUCCGACUUCUUGGACCGUAAGACCCCGGUCUUUAGAGAUGACGUGUGUGUGUUUGUUUCGCAAAGUGGUGAAACGGCAGACACCAUGCUUGCUCUCAAAUACUGUUUGGAAAGAGGCGCCUUGACUGUGGGUAUUGUGAACAGUGUUGGUUCUUCGAUCUCUAGAGUCACUCAUUGUGGUGUCCACAUCAACGCUGGUCCUGAAAUCGGUGUAGCCUCGACCAAGGCCUACACUUCCCAGUAUAUUGCCCUGGUGAUGUUCGCAUUGUCCUUGUCUGAUGACCGGGUUUCGAAAAUCGAAAGAAGAAAGGAAAUUAUUCAAGGUCUCAAACUCAUCCCGGAACAAAUCAAAAAAGUGUUACAGAUGGAGCCUCUUAUCAAAAAGCUGUGCAACACCGAGUUGAAAGACCAAAAAUCUUUACUACUUUUGGGAAGAGGUUACCAAUUUGCGUCUGCCUUGGAAGGUGCUUUGAAAAUUAAGGAGAUUUCGUACAUGCAUUCAGAAGGUGUGCUUGCAGGUGAAUUGAAACACGGUGUUCUGGCUCUUGUUGACGAAGAUUUACCAAUCAUUGCGUUUGCCACGAGGGACUCGUUGUUCCCAAAAGUUGUUUCGUCUAUUGAACAGGUUACUGCCAGAAAGGGACGUCCAAUUAUUAUUUGCAAUGAGAACGACGAAGUUUGGAGGGCCAAGUGUAAAAACACCAAUCUUGUUACGCUAGAGGUCCCACUAACCGUGGAUUGUCUGCAAGGUUUGCUAAACAUCGUUCCUUUGCAGCUGACUGCCUACUGGCUUGCUGUGAACAAGAAUAUAGAUGUGGAUUUCCCAAGAAACCUGGCAAAAUCAGUCACCGUGGAAUAA